Orbicella faveolata is the source of this 3019-nucleotide messenger RNA. RefSeq names its product WD repeat-containing protein 37-like. Gene Ontology annotation, molecular function: protein binding. NCBI's taxonomy places the organism in Eukaryota, Metazoa, Cnidaria, Anthozoa, Scleractinia, Merulinidae. The record is from RefSeq and is a predicted model, not a curated record.
UUAGGGCAGGACUGCAAGGCCAUAUUAUUUGUCAUGGGUUCUAUUUUUUAAAUUUGAAUCCGCAAAGUGAAAUAAACAUGUCAAUUCGUACAGAACGACUGAGAAAAAUUAACGAGCAAGGAAAUCAAUGACAAUAGAAAUAAACCGAGCAAAUUGUUAAAAUUAAACAUAAAAAAUACAUCGGCGACCAAAGAGCUUGGCGGGUUUCUCCACCCACAUCACUCAUGAUCAUUCGACAUGUAGUCUAUCGUCGAGUUUUUUUCCGGUUUUCAAUAUUUUUUCAAUCUCUCAUAUCGGCUCACGAAUAUUAUUUACUCAGCAACAAGUUAUACCUCAUUCGCAAUUAACUCUGGCUAAAGGUAAGGUAAAAGAGCGAGAUUCGAAGUUUUUGAAAUUACUGAAUUACGAUAUUUGUAUUCCGCGCUUCAUUUGGUCAGCGGUUCACUUCUGGAAACCAUUACCAAAUCUUGGAAGUUUGCCCGUUUCACUUCUUUGCAUUGCCUGCCAGGGAUAGAUUUGUUUUGUACCACUUCCAACCUGCUGCCCAGCCAUGAACAAGCCGCAAGCAGGGAGCAUAAAAAUUAAAGCUAAACGACUGUCCAUACGGCGCACUCGCUCGCCAAACAGAAUGGGAUCGGAGGCGAUACGCCAAGAAGCUUACGAUCAAGACCGGGAGAGCUCGCUGCCACCAAACCUCCGUUCAAGAUUGUGGUCACUUUUUGCUCAGAUAGAAAGAGAAUUCGAGUGUGUACAUGCCGAGAACCUUGCUUUACUAGAGAGAGUUGAAACUUUGAAUGAAAAGUUGGACCUUGUUCUCAGUGGUGGAGAAAAGCUGACAGAUGGAGAACUAUCAGCUGAAGGUGGUCCUACUAAGCCUGGAUAUGGCAAAAAACCAUCUGCUAGCCAGCUGAUGUCUCAGAAGCUAAAAACAACAUAUAAAGCUUCCACUAGUAAGAUUGUCUCAAGUUUCAAGACUCCUAACCAAGCAACCAGUAUUGAAUGUCACAGGACAAGAAGUUAUGCUGGCCAUAGAGAUGGCGUGUGGGAGGUGUCCUGUGCUAGACACACACCCACCAUGAUUGGGACAGCAUCUGCUGAUCGUUCUGCCAGACUUUGGGAUGUAGAAACAGGGCAGUGUCUUUUAAAAUACUUGGGCCAUAAUGGAUCAGUGAACUCCAUUAGAUUCCACCCAACUGAUGCAAUAAUUUGUACAGGAUCAGGAGAUGGCACAUGUCACAUAUGGAGGGCAUUAGACUCAAAUCCUGAGCAAGUAAGACAUCACAAUGUCAAAACUUGCAAUCUGUUCUCUUGUGGAUUUGACAGACAAACAGCGCCCACCAAAAGAUCAGUUAAGGCCACGCUAGACAGCAAGAUGUUUGAAGGUGCAGUAAUUGCAGCUGAUUGGUUCACCUCCGGAAAGCAGAUUGUCACAGCUUCGUGGGAUCGCUGCGCUAAACUAUGGGAUGUGGAAACAGCUGAACAAGUUCAUCAAUUGACUGGCCAUGACCAGGAACUUACCCACACCUGUACCCACCCCACGCAGCAGCUAAUUGUCACCUCUUCCACCGACACAACCUUCCGUCUGUGGGACUUUAGAACUCCUUCUAUUCAUUCAGUUAACGUGUUCCAGGGUCAUUCCGACACGGUUAGAUCGACUGCCUUCACAACCAAAGAUAUUGUUGUCAGUGGAAGUGAUGACAGAACUGUCAAGGUUUGGGAUCUGAAGAACAUGCGCUCACCUCUAACAACCAUUAAUACAGAUUCAUCUGUCAACAGACUUUCCGUGUCACCAAUAAACAAUGUGAUCGCCCUUCCUCACGACAACCGACAUAUUCGAUUGUUUGACAUCAGUGGUGUAAGACUUAUUCGACUGCCUCGCAGAAACGGUCAGGGUCAUCAACGAAUGGUUUGCUGCACAGCAUGGGGAGAAGAAACCAAUGUCAAAACUUGCAAUCUGUUCUCUUGUGGAUUUGACAGACGUGUGCUUGGAUGGCAAGUCAGAGAAGAGAAAGACAAAUGAUCCAAUGAAUAUAUUUGUAAUAAUGAGGGUGAAUAGUCUAAUUCUGGUCCUCUCCCUGUCACGCAAUGCUAGGGAGAGAGAGCUCAGCGUUGCGUGGCACAGAGAGAGCCAGAACUGGACGAGAGAGUAAAAUGCUUCUCCUUUGUGGAGGGAGGUGUUGCACCGCGGUUAAAUUUUCACCAGUGGAAAAAUUAAUUGUCCAGCACCUGGUCUUAAAUGAAUAUUAAGAAAUUGGAUAAAAUUUUUUGGUAGAUGUGGACUGUUGGUUUUACAGGAGUGCAGUGCACAGUAAUGGUUUACAAUUAAUUUAUUAUAUUAAUAACAUUUGUGAGAGUGGUUUCUCAUACCUGCACUGGUUGUGGGUUUUGCUCCAGUUUGAGUUGUUUUGUACAACUUCUGUAAAUUAGUGAAUGAUGCACUCCAGGCAUUAUAUGUCAUUUAAAUUUGUCCACAACUACCAUUUGUAUAAAACAAUAAUUUUAAGAAAUAUGACCAAUAUUUGAUUUCACCUCGCGUAUUCAAAACACUUUCUAGCAAGUAAUAAAUGAAGAGAGUCUUCCGCUAGAGGACAUUUUUUUGAUGAGUACAAUGCAACCUGUCGGCACAGAUAUUCUUGCUAAAAAGAAAGCAAAACAAACUAAAAAGGAAAAAAAAACGGUAAACGAAACGGGAAACGGUAAAGCAUGCCUACACGGUCAUCCCCAGCCGCGAGGAGAAUAGUGCGAGACGCCGAAUAUACUUCCGGAUUUCGCGCCUCGCUCUAGACUCCUCGCUGAUCGGAUGAAUGUUCGUCAAAAUAUUGGCUUGGAGCCUGACCACGUAAGGUACAGUUGCUCUAUGCUUUGUGUAUUAGAUCAACAAGGUAUUCCCCCGUUGAAGAUUUUUGUCAUUUUUGACGGUAAUAUUGUAAGGGUAAGGAAAAUUUUCCAUUUCGCGAGUUCUGUGUCUUGUAAUUUAAAAAAGUUUGAAUAAAGAAGCAAGUUUGGUCAUUACAGAGAA